CUCACUCACUCACCACCACCACCACCACUACCAUCCAUCAUCGCAUCAGUCCUCCACCGCACAUCACGUACAACCGCGCAUCCGAAAGCGUGCACGCCCGCUAUGAACCGGCCACGCAACCGGCAGCCGCGGCCAAACCGCCAUCACGGCGGCAGCAACAAGCCCAGUACCACCCCCACCGGCGCCAGCAGCAGCAGCAGCAGCAGCACGCAACAGCAGCAGCAGCAAGACACCACCGCCACCGCCACCAACAACAACAACAACAACAACUCCCGCCCAAGCCGCGGUGGUCGGCCUUACCGCUACUACACCCCCGCCACGCCGCAGCAGGCCGCCGGCACGGUGCCGACCCUCCGGCAGGUCGUCCCGGGGGCGUCGGUCCACGUCGUGCUCAAGGAGGACCAGCCCACGGGGCGCGAGACGGCCGGCAUCGUGGCCGAGCUGCUCACGCGGGGGGACCACCCGCGCGGCAUCAAGGUGCGCCUGCGGGGCGGGCAGGUCGGCCGCGUGCAGCGCAUGGCCGACAACACCACCACCACUGCUGCCUCUUCUUAUUCUUCUUCUUUCCCUUCCUGGGGCAGGAACGGCGAGGAGGCAGGCAGCAGCAGCAACAACAACAACAACAACCGCGUCGCCGCUCCCCCUCUGUCAGCGGGCAGGUUCACCCAUCGCUACACGGACGUGAGGCGCGAGCUGGACGAGUUCCCCGAGGGUCCGCCGGCGAGGAGCUUGGCGGAUUUCAUGCCCGCGCUCCUGCCCGACAAUGAAGACGCCGCGGCCGCCACGGGCGGGGAGCGGCGGCGGCGGGUGGAGGAGGAGGAUGUGUCGGACGCGGGGCUGCCGCCUGUCGUCCGGUGUCCCGUCUGUGAAGCGUUUGAGGGCGACGAGACGGCGGUGACGCAUCAUGUCGAGCGCGAGCACUUUGGCUGA
Molecule: messenger RNA, 930 nt
Organism: Purpureocillium takamizusanense
Lineage: Eukaryota; Fungi; Ascomycota; Sordariomycetes; Hypocreales; Ophiocordycipitaceae
Exons: 1
Coding region: 103-930 (275 amino acids)
Source: RefSeq, a predicted model, not a curated record